Medicago truncatula (barrel medic) is the source of this 1428-nucleotide messenger RNA. Its product is annotated as GATA transcription factor 9. The coding region runs from base 123 to 1151 and encodes 342 amino acids. Gene Ontology annotation, cellular component: nucleus. The record is from RefSeq and is a predicted model, not a curated record. Gene Ontology annotation, biological process: positive regulation of DNA-templated transcription; cell differentiation. NCBI's taxonomy places the organism in Eukaryota, Viridiplantae, Streptophyta, Magnoliopsida, Fabales, Fabaceae. Gene Ontology annotation, molecular function: zinc ion binding; sequence-specific DNA binding. The transcript has 2 exons.
CACACUUCUCUCUCAAGUCUCAACACACAUUCCUCAAUUCUCUCUUUCACUCAAACUCAAAACGCUGCGUUUUACUCUGACUUUAAAAAAAAAACUACACCAAUUUCGCGUUUACGAACGAAAUGGAAGCACAAGAUUACUUUGUCGGUGGCUACUACGGUGCCGGUGAAAACCAAUUCUCGCCGGAGAAACGUCACGGUGACCAGAAACCACCGUGUGAGCCUUUCGCCAUUGAUGAUUUACUUGAUUUUUCAAAUGCUGAUGUGAUUAUGUCUGACGGUUUCUUCGAUAACAAUGUCGCCGGAAAUUCCACCGACUCUUCCAAUGUCACCGCUGUUGACAGCUGUAACUCGUCUGGCUCUGGUGGUGAUAACCGCUUUGGAGGCACAAUUGUUCCUUAUGGUUUUUCCGGUGAUGUUCAACUCACCGGUGAACUCUGUGUUCCGUAUGAUGAUAUGGCGGAACUGGAAUGGCUUUCGAAUUUCGUGGAAGAUUCAUACUCCGCUGAAGAAGAAUUGAAAACAUUGCAACUUCUCUCCGGCGCCGGUGCGGUUAAACCGCAAACACCGGAAUCUUCAUCUUCCACCGACACACUUCCGUCAUUUUCCACUGACGAAACCGCUCGUAACGCUUCAUUUCUCCGUCCAGAAACACCUCUACCAGGAAAAGCACGUAGCAAACGCUCACGCGCUGCACCUGGCGACUGGUCCACGCGCCUACUUCAUCUCCCCGACGCGCCACCCAAAAAUUAUCCAAUUGUGAAGAAGCGUGAGGAUCCGAAUGUGGAAUGUUCUGGAAGAAAAUGUCUCCACUGCGGCACGGAUAAGACGCCGCAGUGGAGAACAGGACCGAUGGGACCGAAAACACUAUGCAAUGCUUGUGGUGUGAGGUUUAAGUCCGGUAGGUUGGUGCCGGAGUAUCGACCAGCGGCGAGUCCAACUUUUGUAUCGGCGAAGCAUUCGAAUUCUCAUAGGAAAGUUUUGGAACUUCGAAGACAAAAAGAGAUGCAAAGAUCAUCACAGCAUCAUCAUCAUCAUCAACAUCAACAGCUUCUGAGUCACAGUUCAAUUUUCGGCGUUUCAUCUAACGGUGGAGAUGAUUUCAUCAAUUAUCAUCAUCAUUGUGGGCCAGAGUUUAGACAUGUUAUCUAGUGAGUGCUAGUGUAGCAUAGUUUAAUUUAGGGUGCAGUUUCUUAAAUUAAUUUCUUCUCUAAGUUUAAAUUUUAAACUAUUUUCUGCUUUGGCACUCUAAUUUUGUCUUAUAAAAAAUUUGAAUUUGAAUUGUAGCUUUUUUUUGAAUUUGAGCUUUUUCCUUUAAAGGGGGAAAAGAUAAUGUAGAAUUAUGGUGAGGGGAUAAGAGGUUUAUUCAGUUGUAGAAUCAAAUCUUUGAUUAAUUUCCUUGCUGAAUUUGGCAAAUUUAGAAUUAAAA